Messenger RNA from Gracilinanus agilis (Agile Gracile Mouse Opossum), 1345 nucleotides. Its product is annotated as annexin A8-like. Gene Ontology annotation, molecular function: calcium ion binding; calcium-dependent phospholipid binding. Gene Ontology annotation, biological process: endosome organization; negative regulation of serine-type endopeptidase activity; endosomal transport. The transcript is spliced from 7 exons. The record is from RefSeq and is a predicted model, not a curated record. Gene Ontology annotation, cellular component: cytoplasm. Lineage: Eukaryota; Metazoa; Chordata; Mammalia; Didelphimorphia; Didelphidae. The coding region runs from base 1 to 543 and encodes 180 amino acids.
AUGAACAAGUCUGUUGGAAAAAUCAUCGAAUGUCAUCGUCAGCAUGCUCAGGGCAGCAGGGAUGAUGUGAGUGGUUUUGUGGAUCCUGGCCUGGCAGUCCAGGAUGCACAGGACCUCUAUGCAGCUGGAGAAAAGAUUCGGGGUACUGAUGAGAUGAAAUUUAUUACCAUCCUUUGCACCCGGAGUGCCACACACUUGAUGAGAGUGUUUGAUGAAUACCAGAAAAUUGCCAAUAAGAGCAUCGAAGACAGCAUUAAGAGUGAGACCCAUGGUUCCCUGGAGGAAGCAAUGCUCACUAUAGUGAAGUGCACCCGGAACAUUCACAGUUACUUUGCAGAGAGACUGUACUAUUCCAUGAAGGGAUUAGGAACUUGGGAUGGUACCCUGAUCCGAAAUAUUGUUUCAAGGAGUGAAAUCGACUUAAACCAAAUCAAGUGUGAGUUUAAGAAGUUAUAUGGAAAGUCUCUUUCUAGCAUGAUCAUGGGAGACACUAGUGGAGACUACAAGACAGCUCUGCUGAAUCUGGUGGGAAGCGACUCCUGAAGCUUCCAGAGAUGGAAGAGGAACAUCAGAGAAGGGAAUUCGGAGGGAUAUCCACACACUUCAGGACACCAUUGUUGCCAAUACUGGGGAAUUAUACCCAAUUAGCUUUUAUUUUGGAAGUUUCUAUUUUCUUUCUGUUUUGUUUUGUUUUAUUUUUACAAAAUCUCCAAUCCUUUCAAGUUUGUAUCUCGGGCAGGAGACACCAAGCAUCACUCACAUAUGAGCUGUCAAUCUAUCCACCUUCAUCCUUGCACAAGUUCCACAACAGAAGAUAGCCCAGGCUGUAUGUCAGGCUGAAUAAGAAAACCUCGGGGACCCAAACAAUAAGAACUUGGUAUUAAAUAGAAGUCCAAUACCACAGUGUCUUUGACAGCCCUCAGAUAAGCAAUACUCUGAGUGAAAAUAGCAGGAAAUACUAAAUUUGGACAAUAGAAUUAAAUCCAUUUAAUUCAAGGCAAAUUCUCACAAGGAUUUAAUUAGGAAUGACUGAAAACAGAACAUCAUUAUAACUACUUGGAACGUUUAUAAAUUAUCACCAGUAUUUUUUUAAUCCAUCAUCAUCAUCUAGAAAUCCUGGUGGAUGUUAAAUUUCAUGACCUGGAAAGCUUAUGCUAAUCAAUACUUGCCAAAUCAUCUGCUCCUGGGGCCUGAAAGGAGGAUGGGGUAGAGCAGAGAACAUGGUAGCUGGAGCCCGUUAGCAGUCGAUGACAGUGAUUCAAUUCUGAGAAUGACCGACUGUGUUUAUGACUUUACAAUAGGUGGCACUCUCUGCCCAGAGAAAUGCUGAAUUCUUUGUUGUAAU